Dromiciops gliroides (monito del monte) is the source of this 11457-nucleotide messenger RNA. RefSeq names its product striatin (gene STRN). Gene Ontology annotation, molecular function: armadillo repeat domain binding; protein phosphatase 2A binding; calmodulin binding. NCBI's taxonomy places the organism in Eukaryota, Metazoa, Chordata, Mammalia, Microbiotheria, Microbiotheriidae. The record is from RefSeq and is a predicted model, not a curated record. Gene Ontology annotation, cellular component: dendrite.
ACUCGGAGUGUGGGCGGGGAGAGGAGGGCGGAGGGAAGAGGAGGAGGCGCCGUUGCUGCCGUUUGCCUCCGCGGCUGCGAGAGCCGGCACUGGUCCGCAGCAGGCCGCCGCCACGGCCGCCAUGGACGAGCAGGCGGGGCCCGGUGUCUUCUUCAGCAACAGCCACCCAGCGGCAGCUGCGGGCGUCAAGGGGCUCGGGCCCCUGGCAGAAGCGGCGGCCGCGGGCGACGGGGCGGCGGCGGCGGCUGCGGCCCGAGCCCAGUACAGCCUCCCAGGGAUCCUGCACUUCCUGCAGCACGAGUGGGCCCGCUUCGAGGUGGAGCGCGCCCAGUGGGAGGUGGAGCGGGCGGAGCUGCAGGCCCAGAUUGCAUUCCUUCAAGGAGAAAGGAAAGGACAAGAAAAUCUGAAGAAAGAUCUAGUAAGGAGGAUCAAAAUGCUGGAAUAUGCUCUUAAACAGGAAAGAGCCAAAUACCACAAGCUGAAGUAUGGGACAGAGUUGAAUCAGGGAGAUAUGAAGCCUCCAAGUUACGAUUCUGAUGAAGGCAAUGAAACAGAGGUGCAACCACAACAAAACAGCCAAUUAAUGUGGAAACAAGGGAGACAGCUGCUCAGGCAGUAUCUGCAGGAAGUUGGUUACACGGAUACCAUACUAGAUGUAAAAUCAAAACGGGUACGAGCCUUGUUGGGUUUUGCAAGUGAUGUCACUGAAAGAGAAAAUGAGAAAAAUCAAGAGUCAGUUAUAAAUGGAGCAGAAGCUGACAUUCAUAAAGAAACAGUGAUGAUUGGGAAACCAGAGUUAACUGAUUCUGCCUCUGUACUGGAUACUUUCAAAUUCCUUGAAAAUGCAGACUUCAGUGAUGAAGAUGAUGAAGAUGAUAUUGAUGGGAGAGAGAAAACCAUCAUUGAUACUUCAACGAUUGUUAGGAAGAGAGUCUUAUCUGAUAGCAGUGAAGAUCGAGAUACAAAAGAAGCUCUAAAGGAGUUUGAUUUCUUGGUUGCACCAGAUGAAGGAGAUGGAGAAUCUAGAAGUGCAGGUGAUGGAACAGAAUGGGAAAAGGAAGACCAGUGUCUCAUGCCUGAAGCCUGGAAUGUGGACCAGGGAGUAAUUACCAAACUCAAGGAGCAAUACAAAAAGGAGAGAAAGGGGAAAAAGGCGGUGAAGAGGCCCAACAGGUCAAAAUUACAAGAUAUGCUUGCUAAUUUGAGAGAUGUUGAUGAACUUCCCUCUUUGCAACCAUCUUUGGGAUCACCUUCUAGACCAAGCAGCUCAAGGCUGAGUGAACAUGAAAUUAACAGGACAGAUGAAGUGGAAGCGUUAACAUUCCCUCCAACAUCAGGAAAGUCAUUUAUCAUGGGACCAGAUGAAGCCCUUGAAAAUGAGCUUGGUCUUGGUGAAUUAGCAGGCCUUACCGUUGCCAAUGAGGCUGAUUCACUGACUUAUGAUAUAGCAAACAAUAAAGAUGCUUUGAGGAAAACUUGGAAUCCAAAGUUUACAUUAAGAAGUCACUUUGAUGGAAUUCGAGCACUUGCUUUCCAUCCAGUCGAGCCAGUUUUGAUAACAGCAUCUGAGGAUCAUACAUUAAAAAUGUGGAAUUUGCAAAAAACAGCUCCAGCAAAAAAAAGCACCUCUCUUGAUGUGGAGCCUAUCUAUACAUUCAGGGCUCAUAAAGGUCCGGUCCUCUGUGUGGUAAUGAGCAGCAAUGGUGAACAGUGUUAUAGUGGAGGAACAGAUGGCCUUAUUCAGGGCUGGAAUACAACAAACCCAAACAUCGAUCCCUAUGACUCUUAUGAUCCUUCUGUUUUAAGAGGUGCACUUCUGGGCCACACAGAUGCAGUCUGGGGCUUGGCUUACAGUGGAGUACAUCAACGCUUAUUGUCCUGUUCAGCAGAUGGCACUCUUCGUUUAUGGAAUACAACUGAAAUUUCUCCAGCCCUAAGUGUAUUUAAUGAUAAUCAAGAACUGGGAAUCCCUGCCUCCGUGGAUCUAGUGAGCAGUGAUCCAAGCCAUAUGGUAGCAUCAUUCAGCAAUGGAUAUACUAGCAUCUUUAACAUGGAAACACGACAGCGUAUUCUCACUUUAGAAGCCAACCUAGAUACAACCUCUAAUAUGUCCUGCCAAAUAAAUAGAGUUAUCAGUCAUCCAACCCUUCCAAUCAGUAUCACUGCUCAUGAAGACAGACACAUUAAAUUCUAUGAUAAUAACACAGGAAAACUGAUCCAUUCAAUGGUUGCCCACUUAGAAGCCGUUACGAGUUUAGCAGUUGAUCCCAAUGGCCUAUACUUGAUGUCUGGCAGUCAUGACUGUUCAAUACGUUUAUGGAACCUAGAAAGCAAGACCUGUAUCCAAGAAUUCACAGCUCAUCGAAAAAAGUUUGAGGAAUCAAUUCAUGAUGUGGCAUUCCACCCAUCUAAAUGUUACAUUGCCAGUGCUGGAGCAGACGCCCUGGCCAAAGUCUUCGUAUGACAUGAUGCCUCCCUUUCAGCUUCUCACUCUUUCUGUAUAAUCAGCUGCACACAAGAGAUAACAGAAGACAAGGGGAAAAGUCACCUUUUCUUGCCCUUUCAUUCUGCCAAUGGAGCACAGAAAACAUUUGUUAAAGUAUAGUUUUUGCAGUCGAUGUACUGUUUUCUAAAACCAAGGUUUGUUCAGGUUGCUGCAAGCUCAGCUGGUUCUGUGAGCCUGAAGACUGUUUCAAAUUAUUCUGAAAGUAUAUGCUUUUAUUUGUGAGGGGGUUCUUAUUCGCCGGGCAGGCCUGAGCGAAACAAGGUUCAUUAAGUCCCUGUGGAGGAAUUGGGGCACUCUUUAAGGGAGGGAUACAUCAAUAAUAUGAUUUAUUGGGGAGGGGUGUAGGGAGCAGGGGAAUUUAAGCAUGUUUUUCAUUUCAGAAAUUUUGUCAAACAUAUGCACGUUAGGUAGUCAAAACAGUGGCUUUUAACAUGCCCACUGGACUAACCCUUUUGUGAAUGAUGACUAGACAGUUGUGAAAGGAAUUUAGUUUAGUGUGUCUAUGAGCUUCACACAUAAAGUGACUGGCAAAACAUCUUACCUAUUAAAAAGAAUGCAAUAAUAUGUUAUAUAUAUUAUUCAGUAAUGCCAAUCAGAUAUUUAGUUUGCAGGCAAAAUUAUAUAUUGUAUUACAUUUUUGAAAAUAGAGUUGUUACCAAGUGACUGAGAAUUUAGUUGUUAGAUAUUCAACUUUAAAGAGAAUGUUUGAUACAGUCUACAUUUACUAAGGGAUUUAACUUAUUCAAACAUUCAAAUUUGAGUCUCUUUAUCAUUCAAGGACAGUCACUAGCACAGGUCUCUGACACAAAUAACCUGUAUUAUUGUUAAAAUUCAGUUUUUUUCAUGUGGUGUUUAUAAUACCAAAAUGGUUAACCAUUCUUAUCAAUGAACUCACAGCUGGAUAGAUGCAAAGCAAAAAAAAAAAAAAAGUUUAGAGAGCAUCUCAUUUAUUUCUGUUCACAUAACCAUGCUUCAGAUAAUCUAUGCUCUCUUUCUUCCCUAAACCUCAGGUUGGGCUAUCUGAUAGCCUUCAAUAAUACUAUCACAUUUUAUGUUGGAUUAAAAAAAUAACUCAAAUGCAAUCUGCUAGGGUUGGGUUAGGUUCAUCCUGUUGCUUUUUGUAAAAAAAAAAAAAUCUAAACAAAGCACAAGCAGUAUACCUUCAAAAACUGUAUAGUAGCUCUGCUAGGAGAGAGGACAUCUGGGUGGAAAGGCCAAUUGCAUAUCUUUUUUUAAAAGACCUUAGGCUGUUUCUGCAUUGAUUUUUUUUUUUUUAAGAGCAGUGAGUUUAGUUGUUGUUUCUGGAAAACCUAUGGCUCAGAGUUGAUUAUUUCUUUCUGACCAAGUAUUCUAGCUGCCCAAACUCAACCUCAUACUAUUCAGAUUUCGGGUACCUUGACCUUAUUGCCCAACUAAAUUCUAUUUUUUCUCAUAUCCCACUCCUUCUCUUGGACACCCAAAACCAGGGACCUGUUGAAAACAUAUAAAUCAUUGAACAUAACAACUUUGCUUUCAGUGACCUCUCAAGUUAAAAAAUAACAGGCCAUAAUAAACCCUUUUGCUCUCCUGAAAAUUUUUUCUGCAACUUUUAUCAGUGUCAAAGCAGUGGUGCUUUUGAUCAUGGUGAUCAUUCAGUGACCUGAAGAGGUAUAGUUGGUAUGGGUUGUAUUUUAUGAUUAAUACUAAGUAUAUAAAAUAAAACAUCCUUCUAAUGUUAUAAUUUAAAUGUACUAUGAUAGCUGUGUGACCCUGUGCAAGUCACUUAACCCUCAUUGCCCCAUAAAACAAAAAACAAAACAAAUAAAUGUACUAUGGGGUGGAAUGGAGUACAGUCACUGGUUAGUAUGGGAUGAGGAACAGGACUCUCUGCUGGCCCUGUUCUGUAUGCUAGAACAACAAAAAUCCAGAUACCUUCUCAAUUCCCGAUCCCAGGUGUUGCCAUCUAUUUCUUUUGUGGAGAGGUCAUGGGCUAUUAAAAAGACACAAAGCUCUUCCCUAACAAUAGAGAAUACUGCAUGACCCUCAGCUGAGCUCUGAUGUCAUCCCUUUCUGCAAGAGAUACUGGGAAUAUCACUGCCCUGCAGAUUGCCUAUUGCUUUCUGUCCUUCCCAGGUUCACCUGUCUGCUAGGGCUUUGAAUCUAGCUCUGGCUAGGGAAUAAGAACUCAGAGUUACUAACUGCCUAGAUAGUCUUAGUCUAAGGAUCCAAAAUGCUGGUACUUCUCUGAUACAUUAAUAGUUGAGAAGGACACUAGCUUCCUCUAGGGAAGUUUGAUCGUGUUGGUUUCUAGGUCACUUUUCAACAUCUCCUGUUCUGAUCAUGAGGAAUUCAGUGGCUCAUGCUGUGAGUUCACUCUAUUCUCAAAUCUAAGUAGUAUAGAAUGAGCCACUGGAUUCCUCUCACUAACGUUAAAUUUGUGGUAACUAGAUACUAGAGAAGUUUAGAAUUCUCUUCUGGAAUCCUUCAAAAUAGGUAAGCUAGAAUUGCAAAAGGGAGUUUAUAGGGACUCUUAAAGAUACUCUCUUGUCGUCAAUGGAAGGACCAAGAAUCUCCCCAUAGGAACUGUUUCAGAAAGUCCCACCCAGUAGUCUUUACUUUUGUGCUAAUGUCUCCAAAGGGCUUUUUAAGGUAAGCUGGACUUUCUCCCCCAGCCCUACAUGGUUAGAUGAGAACUGCCCCUCUGGGAAGGAAAGCUAAAGCUUCCUUAUAGACUGCAGCUUUAUUGCUAAAACUAAUCCUGUACAAAGGUCACACAAGGAGUCAAGGCAGUAUAAAAUUGUACUGGUGAUAUUGGCAAUCACAAACACCAGGCAUAGGACAAGAGAAUCCCCUCCCCAUGACUUUGCUGGUUUUAAGGUGACUAGAUAAAUCAGAGGGUCAAAUUUACAGAAGUCUCUUGCUUUGUGGUCUAGAUAGUAAACAGGCCUGACACUGCACUGGAUGGUUGGCUACAGAAAAAAAAAGGGGGGGGGGACACAAAAUUUGAAGGUGGUGACUAUCUUGAUACGGGUACAUACAUUCUGACAAUACCCUCCAAUCCUGUAUGGUAGCUUGAUUUCAUGUUAGAUACAGACUAAUGGCCUGUGCUGGUUCUCAGUUCUGUGUGUGUGUGUGUGUGUGUGUGUGUGUGUGUGCGUGUUACUGUGUUGCUAUAUGCUAUAGUGUCUAAUAUCUUAUUUUGGCAUAAUUACCCUCCUUACUCAUCUAUACUUCCAUACCCCAUUAUCGGCAUUUAGGUUAACAAGUCUCUUCUGUAUUGGCAAAUGAAUUGAACCUCAACCCUUUCCUGUAGUGAUUAAGGUACCAGUGAAUGUUUAUGAUACCAAGAAGAAGUCGAAUGAUGAAUUGUAUUCUCUAAAUUCUGUUCUCACCAUUCUUCAUAAUGUGAAAAUGGUGAAUUGCUGACCUGAUAUUUUCUGAGAGAAAUUGGCAAGUUCCAUGCAAGAUGCAGUGAUUCUCCAAUCUCAGUGCUCUAGUCCUUGUUGUUCUUCUCAGUUCCUGCUUUUAGCAUCUUUCUGAGUCUUCAGAGUUCCCUUUGCCUAUUUCACUGAAGUUCUCAAAGCGAAGCCACCAGUCAUUUAAACCUCUUUAAAUAUUUGUGUUUGCACAUGGAAAACCAUGAGGUGUGUAGUCUAGUGUGAACAGUGGGUCUGGUGAAAGCCCAUUGGGAAGCCAGUACAUGCCAUGAGAGACAAUACAUAGAAAUAACAUUCUCUUCUUCCAGUAUUGUGAAACCCCAUUGUGGACAUCCACCAAAGCAGCCAAUACAGUGUAGUUUCCAUGAGUCAAAUUCAGCGUACUUGAACUGAAAAUUGCAGCCCAGUGAUAAAAAUGCUUUUGUAGUUUUUGAUUUGUGGAGAGUUUGGGUUUUUUCCCCAUGAACCUUAUCCUUAAAAUAGAGAGUGGUAAGGAAGGGCAGGCUCCUGCCUGGUUUACAUGAGAUAUAGAGACACAUUUGUGCUCUUGGAGCCUGCAGCACUCUGCUCAGUACUGAAAUGGCAUAAAAACCCGUUUGCUAUAUUCAGACCAGACCAUAAACAGAUAUUUUAACGUCAAUGAUAUUAUUACCUUCAGUAUUUUUCUACUAACCAAGGUUAGGAUUUUUGGCCAUUAAAUAAAUAAGAAGUUAUGCAAAAUAUUUAGCUUUUAUAAUACAUUAUAGUUAUUAAUUAAAGGGAUAAAAAUGGGCUGCAUCACUGAGUAAUGAACUUUACAUGAGAAAUUUCCCAUGAAUUUGACUUUCAUUUCUUUAGUACUCUUAUAUUUCUUUUGGAAGCAAUUAUAAAGAUUUAUUUGAAAAUGGCUAAAAGUUAUGUAUAUUUUAUAAAUAUAUAUUAUAUAUAUUAGUAGGAACACACACAUAUAAAAUAUAUAUAGACUAUAUUAAACCAUAGGUGCAUUUUACUGUUUUUUAUAUUGAGUUUGUUGGGGUAGUAUAUGCAAAGGAUAAGAUGUGAGUAUGACAUGAGUGUUGUACUAUUUGCUAAUGUAAUAUAUAGAUUUAAAUGUUUUAACUACUGUAUAUAUUAUAUACACUAUUGGCCAGCAUGCUUGUUGGAAAGAUUGUCAUUCUAGUUUAUUAAAAUUUGAAUGUAAGAAAAACUGGCUAUUCAAAUGUGGAUUGAAACAUAUUCCAUUCUAAAAUAUUCCAUUAAACAUCCAGGCUUUUUAAUGAAUAGAUAUUUUAAAGAAGGUAAUAGCUAAGGAAGGAGAGGUGCCUUUUAAAAAACAUAACAAAGCCUUAUAAUGAGGAUGAUGAGGGAGAAUGUAUAUUAUGUAUGUGUAUAUAUUAUAUAUACAUGCAUAUGUAUACAUGUAUGUGUGUGUAUAUGUAUGUAUAUAUACAUAUACACACAUAUACAUUUAUUCUGGACUGUGGUCACUGAUGUCUCUUUACUGUAUUUGUUAAACUUGUAGGUCUUCAGGGUAUUGCGUGUGAGUCCAUCUUUGUGCUCUUCUGAGCACUACAUAACACUUUUUAAGAAUAUUUAUGUGAAUUCAUAGAAAUUUCAAUGGAGGAAAGGCUAUGCUAUUCAUAUUUUAUAUUUGUAUUAAAAUUUAUAUAGGAGAAAGUACAUGUCCACAAAAUGAUGGAACCUCAUUUAAUUUGGCUAAGUAAGUGUACCUCUUGAAAGGUUCAUUUUUUAAAAGCUUCAUAUAUUUUCAUCUUUUAUUUUCACUGGAGAUUUAAGAGGAUGUUUCAACUAGUUAAACAUUAUUUUUAGAUCAAACAAUAACUGGACUAGUUAAAAAUCCCACCUUAGGAGAGUUUUAAAGCAUUUAAACACACAUUUAUACCUACCUCUCUAUCCCAUGUUCCAUAUUUUUCUUUAAAGUCAAAUCUUUUUAUUAUGUCUAUAAACAUAUUUUGGUGCUAAAAAUUUUGUCAUUUAAGUUACAUGCAACCUAGAUUUCCCAAAUAAAAUUUUAGACCUUAAAUUUUUUUUGUUGUUGUUGUUCACUGUGGCUUGUGAAUGAGUAGAGUUUAUUUAUCUCUAGUUAGUGUGAGUAUGAGAUUUUAGUCACCAAGUUUCUGACAUGGUUCCAGUGUCGAUACUUUCAUGGACCCAUCUUUGACCAUCCCUCGUUCCUCUCUCUAUUGAUGUAGAUCAUAGCCUCUUGUCUUCUCAUCUGGUACAAUUCUUAUGCAUGGCUGUAUGUAAGUCCUCUAGUCAAUCUACCCAUUGUACUGAAGCCUUGCUUUAGUUUUUGUAACAUUUUCUAAAUAACAAACAGCAUUAGCCCUUGAACUGUCUUUCUUUAUCUGGUUACCUGAUCACCCCACCUUUUUUCCUGAUCAUAAAUGUGCCUGAUGAUGCCAUUCUCAUUACCACUUUCCUGCAAAUCAUUCUUGGUAAUGUAUUAUAUCCUACUUGUACUCACCGUAUGUUUUUCCAUCGCUCUUUGGGAAGUACUACUAUAAAUUUACCAAAGGUAGAAGCUAAGCUAUUAUAUUAAAAGAAUCAUUGAAAGGAGCUGUUCAGAGAAAUUUAAUUAGAUUAAUUAUUUACAACUCUCUGAUUUUAAUUAUAACUUUAACUAAUGGCACCUGUUUAUAAUCUAUUAAACAUUUUAUCUAGGGAGUUGAGAUUGCCACAAGUUGUGGCUCAUAGAAGCUUAUUGUUAUGUUUUCACCCUAACCUUCUUGAUUAUUACUAUAGUUCAUUGAGAAAAGGAUCUGGAAAUUUGCAUGAUAAAAAUCAUAACUAUUUUAUAUACUGUUUUCUUAACUUUAAUUUGACCAUUAAAAGUUUCUCUUUUGGCAGUCUUUGUCUUCCACUUGUUUAUCCUUGCCUGCAUGUCAGGUGCCAUUUUGACAAAAAGAUGAAAAGGUUAAAGCAUUUAACUGAUCUUUCUGAUAUCAUUGCACUUUUCUUCUUUGAUACCUUGUAAGUAGCAUGAUUUCUUUGUAUGUAGAUGCUACAUAGGACCUGACUCCCAGAAGAUACUACCUCCAUGGCCACCUCCUUUUGUGCUUCUUAAGAUCAGGAAGUGACAUGUACUUUGCUCAUUGUUUCUGCAUUUAAACCCUUCCUUUGCCAGUAUUGCUCAGCAACUACUUUUCCUUGGGAGGUUUGUUCCAUUCAUCUAUUAUCACCCAGUCCAUAGCCUUGUCAGGGUUAUCUGCCAGCCUCUAGAUCCUAUUCAAUCCCUAAUCAACAGAUACAAUUUUUAAGUGCCUAUUAUGUGCAAGGCAUUUUGCAAACUUCUUUUUUUUUUUUUUAAAGGAGUUCACUACCUGUUUCGGUAUUCCUCAUUACUCUGACCCCUGUGCCUAGGGCAUUGAUGACCCUUCACAUAGUCUGAUAGCAACUUCAGUUCCCAUAAUCCUCAUCUUCAUUCACUAAGCCUGGUUGUAUGGAUAGCCAUACCUUUGAUCUAACAGUACUAACACAUAACUGCUACCUUCCUGUUCCAGAACCCUGAACUUCCCCCUCUGUUCAUAAUCACCUAUCUUCCAUCUGACUACUUCAUUCAUUGAAGUACUUCUAGUCUUUUCAUGCCUCCUCCUUUUCCCAAUUUACUUCUGUUCUGACCUCAUUUUGCUCCCUUCAUGGUCUUGACCAUGAGUUCAACUAGUUCUCUUUCCUUUGUCCUUGAUUCUCCUGUCCUCUUUUGUCACUGCUUGUGCCUAGCCAGACCCCAGCCCUUCCCAUAUUUGGUUUAUCCACUCCUGUUAACAUGCUGCUGAAUGCCACUGGAGAUCUAACAUUUUGCCAAUUAGUUCCAACACAUUUGUUAUCUAACACAACUGGGCCUUUACUGAUAACACAAAUCUUGUUAUUCUUCUUGAUUGACUCAUAUUCUCCACAGUGACUUUCAAACCUCUAUUCUCCUCAAGCUCUACUUUCCUUUCAGCAGAGUACCUUGUCUCCUUUAAUGAGAAAAGAGGCUGUCCAUCAUAAUCUCUUUCCUAUUCAUUAUCCUUUCACAUCAUACCCCAUUCUUUUUGCACCAAUAUCUGAGGAAAAAGUGACCUCCCUUUUUAAAAAAUUGACCCUUCUUGUGAAGUAAAGUUCCUCUACUUUGCAUUUGAUCUCAUUUCCAUUUUCCUCAGGGAAUUUAUCUCAUUGAUCAUUCUCUCUCAACUUCAAUCUCUCCAUAGCCCCUAGAUCUUUUUCUACUUCUUUUACAUAUGCCUGAGUCUCUCCCCAUUCUUAAGAAGCUUACAGUUCUUUGCCCUUUUGCAGGCACUUUCCCAGAAGGGAUUCUCCAUACCCAUUACUUCUGUUGUCAUUAUCCCAACCCUUGUAUUCUAGCUUCCAACUCCACCACUUAGCUUAAAUUCAAAGUCAUUGAAACUUUUCCCUAUAACGUUAUCAGUGAACUCAAAUAUGGUGAAUCCUCUCUACAUCUCUAUAAUCCAUAACUAGGCUUCAAUAUAGUUGCCUACCUAGGCUUCAAUACUGCUGCUGACUUGGUUCUAUCAGCUCCUGAUUGUUACCCGGUAUGCAUGAACAUAUCUCAAGGUUCUGACCUGGCCCUCAUCUUCCUUCUAAUUCUACCCUAUUGAUGAUCUUAGUUGUCACAAGUUCAGUUAUUUCUAUGCAGAUAAUUCCCAGAUCUAGAUUUGCAGUCCUCAUCUUACUCCUGAACCGUAGCCCUAUAUUAACAGCUGAUUAUCAGUCAGUAAGCAUUUAUUAAGUGCCCACUAUGUGCCAGGCACUAUGCUAAGUGCUGGGGAUACAAAAAGAGGGGAAAAGUCCCUGCUCUUGAGCUCACAGUCUAAUGGAGGAGACAAAAAGUAAAUAAAUGUGUACAAACAAGCUAUAAACACGAUAAAUAGGAAAUCUCUACUUGAAUUUCAACAUAUCUAAAAUGAACUUUCCCCCCCCCCAUCUACUCCUUCAAACUGUAAUCUUCACAAAAAGGAGAUCACCCAGAUUUACAGCCUCGGUGCCAUUCUUGACUUCUUUCUCUUUUACUCCCUGUAUCUAGUUGCCAGGUUUGAAUGAUUCUACUUAUAGCUGUUGCAUUUGAUUGCACUCAUGUCUGGCUCAGUCCUUUAUCACCUCUCACCUGGAUUGUUGCAAUAGCUUUCAAAUUGGUCUCAUUAUUUCCAGAGGACACCCCCCCUCUACACCUCUAAUCGAACCUCUCACAUAGCUAUCCAAAUACUAAAACAUUAGACUCAUAUCAUGCUUUUAUUACAAAACCAUCUAUGAUCCCUUUUCUUCUAAGAUAUUAGAAGAUGAGCUCGUCAGCCUGGUGUUAUUUUCUCAGUCCUCCACAGUUUGGCUCCAAUUUUUUUAAACUAAUUUAAUAUUACUCCCAUACUUUGUGUUCAGUAAACUAGUCCACAAGCCCUUUCUUGAAUUCAACAUGCUCUUUCUCAUAUCCAUGCCUUUGUGUCUAGAAUCUUCCUUCCUUCCUUCCUUCCUUCCUUCCUUCCUUCCUUCCUUCCUUCCUUCCUUCCUUCCUUCCUUCCUUCCUUCCUUCCUUCCUUCCUU